CGCGCAACGAACACCGACUACAACACAAGACAAGAAUUGUUGCGCUUCCUUCCUUUUUUUUAAUUUUUUUUUUUUUACACCUCCUCAUCCAAGAUAACGGCAAGAUGCCCUUUGAUCCAACAACAUUCACAAAGGCCACGGCCGCCGAUUAUUCCUCCUCAGAGUCCGACGCUGAAGAUGAUGAAUAUUUGAUACCCUCGACCAACCACCACGACGAUGAAUUCGCCGAUCACAACCCCCGAAAACGAAGGCGCACCGGCCGCCAUGCAAAAGAGAGCGCCGCCCUUGGAAUUUUCGGAUCCGAAAGCGAAGAUGAAGGGCCCAGUCGAAAAUGGAAACACAAGCCAUUGCGCAACAAGGGCGUUAGCUUCGUAUCGUCGAGCAACGUGAAGCCCGGCCCGGUUGAAGACGAAGACGAUGAUGAGGACAAGGAAGACGAUAAGGAUGAUGAGUACGCCGAGUGGGAUGACGAUGGAAAACCUACCAUGAUGACCUCGACUGCCACCGCCGCCGACGGAGACGAAGACGAAGACGAUGAAGACGAGGACAUGGGAGGCAUCGGCCUGGGCUUUGGUGGUGGUGGUGAGGCUGCUGCCGCUGCCCAAGGUCUCGGGUGGACCCCCCCAACGCAACAACAGAAGCCUCUAAAAAGCGCCGUCUUGAAGGCGAUGCCAUUCGUCAAGUCAAAAGUAGAUCCUAGCAACCCUCUGGGAACUGGGUUUGUGCCAAUGUCGGCGAGAGGUCCAACUCUUCUAAACCGUGACGACGAUGAACCAGCGAAACCGCGCGUACCUGCGGCGAGCGCGUUCACAAAGGGUAAAGGUGGGAAGAUCAAGACCAAUACCAAUUCUUUCGCGGCGAGAAUGAUGGCCAAGAUGGGUUAUCAGGAAGGAAAAGGUCUUGGAAAGGAGGGCCAGGGUCGAAACAUUGUCAUCGAGGCCAACCUGCGCCCACAAGGCGCCGGUCUCGGUGCUGUCAAGGAAAAGACUGAACAGGAAAGGCAAGAAGAGAAACGACAAGCACGUCUCAGGGGCGAGGAGGUUAUUGACUCGGAAGAGGAGGAAAAGAAAAAGAAGGCCGCGCGCAGGAAGAAGGCUCUGUCUGGUGGACUGGGCAGUGGUACAGGUAGUGGCGCAAGCACGCCCAAACGCCAGAAGCCAAAGUACCUGACAAUGGAUGAGAUCAAGAAGGCCGCCCCCGGCCUCAAUAUUCCCGACGCGUUUACCCCUAUCUUGGAUCUGACCGGUCCCGGCAAAAAGAUGCUGACCACCUCGUCAGGCUUGAUGACCCCCACUGGUGGUACUGCGCCUGUUGAGUCUGCUGAAACGGCCGAAUCCCGGAAGCUCGUCCGCCGUGCCCAAAACGACUUCAUGGCUAUUCUUGAGGAAUGGCAGAGCUUACAAGAGCGCAAGGCAUACAUUGAGCUGCAGUUGAAACAAGAAAGGCAAGAGAUGGAAGAGCUGGCCACAACGUUGCAAGGCAAUCAAUCACUCACCAGUGCCUGCGCUGCAGCGUCCAACCCAACCGAGAGCGGCGAGAUUGACCGCAAGGCUGAUCUCAACUAUCGACUGGGUCGCAUCAUUUCAGGGCUCAGUGAUACUUACUCGUCUCUGUCCGACAAGAUGUUACCUCAGAUCAAGGAAGAGCUCACAUCCCUCGUCGUCGCUGCCAUCCACCCAGCCUUCAAUCAAUACCGCCAGCUCUGGGAUCCUCUCGAGGAACCUAAACCAAGCUUCGUCGAUGGUCUCAAGUCUAUCCGAGGCUUGCUCAGUCUCGACCAACAAAUCAAAAAGACGUACCGCCGACCGACCGCCAACCCCUACGAAACAAUGAUGUACGAGUUGUGGUACCGAACCGUCACCAGCGCAGUCCGCGAAUGGAACGUCCGGGAACCAGACCAGCUCAUUGCUGUGCUAGAAGCUUGGGAUGACCUCCUGCCUGGCUUUGUCCGCACUCAGCUUCUACAAGAUAUCAUUCGCAAGCUGGAGGAGGCUGUUCAGAAGUGGCAACCAAAACGACACAGCGAGCACCUCCCUCACACUUGGAUCUUUCCCUGGCUGCCGUAUUUGCCUUCGGUCCAUCUCGACCCAAGAAGCUCGUCUGGUCUGGUGGCAGAUGUCAAGCGCAAGUUCAGACAGCUCAUUGACUCGUGGGAGUUCAAGAGGGGUGUCAUUCCCGGCUUGAAACCCUGGAAACAAGUGCUGCGUGGAAGCAGUAAUAAGAGCGACCAGUGGGGGCCGCUGGUGAUGAACCAUCUUUUGCCUGGUUUGGCGAGGUAUCUUGGGAAGAGCUUCAAGGUUGAUCCGCGAGACCAAGAGCCGUACAUGAAGGUGUUGGAUAGGGUGUUUGAGUGGUUGGAGUUUGUGAGUCCGACCAUGAUUGGGGAGGUGCUGGUGGCGGAGGUGUUCCCCAUGUGGCAUGAGGCGCUUUACCAAUGGCUUUUGCUGGAAGAUGCCAACUAUGAUGAGAUUGGUCAGUGGUUUGAGUGGUGGCAGGGGGAGGUUUUCCCCGAGGAGAUUAGAGUGUUGCCAUCCAUCACGGCGGAGUUUGAGAAGGGUACUGGUCUCAUUGAGAAGGCGCUUGAUUUGGGCGAUAGGGCGAAGGAUGAGCUCAAGCCACCAGAGAAGGGCCCUGCUCUCAGGAGUGAAAGGCGGGAUAGGGAGCAUAAGACAAGGAAACCUGAACCACUGGUGGAAACGCCUGUUGGGGAGCCGCCAAGGGAGGUUUCGUUCAGACAGGUCAUGGAGGAGUGGUGCCAGGAGAAUGAUUUGCAGUUUAUGCCUGAGAAAAACGUUCAUGCCGAAGGGCCGAUGUACAAGAUCUCUGGCAAUGAUGCCAAGAAGAGUGUUUUGGUGUGGUUUAAGGGGAACACGAUGUCGGUGAAGACAAAGACGCAUGGGACGGUGGAGGUCAGGAGGGAGAAUGAGGAUGAGUACGGGGUGUUGUUGGAUUUGGUGGUGUAG
Podospora pseudocomata is the source of this 2963-nucleotide messenger RNA. RefSeq lists its product as uncharacterized. The record is from RefSeq and is a predicted model, not a curated record. NCBI's taxonomy places the organism in Eukaryota, Fungi, Ascomycota, Sordariomycetes, Sordariales, Podosporaceae. Gene Ontology annotation, biological process: spliceosomal complex disassembly. The transcript has a single exon. The annotation marks the transcript as partial. Gene Ontology annotation, cellular component: U2-type post-mRNA release spliceosomal complex. Gene Ontology annotation, molecular function: nucleic acid binding.